AUGAUAUUGCUUCGACAAUUGAGAUCAUCAUCUCUUCUACCCAAAAGAAUCAUCAGUUUAAACCAACUGAGAUCAUUUUUUGGAGGACUGCAACCGCAGGAAUACACCAUCAGGAAAAAGAUCAAUCAGCCUUCUGAUAUUUUUUUUAAAGUAGUAUCAGGGGUGGAUCAGUAUCACAAGUUUGUUCCCUAUUGCACAGAAUCAUUCGUUACUCGUUAUGACCAAUCUGAUCUCCCGGCCGAAGGAGGUUUAAAAGUUGGGUUCAAGGAGUUUAAUGAAAAAUUUGUAUGUCGAAUUAAAUGCGAAAAUAACCAAGAUGAACCUAAAUUGGUAGAGGCGGAAUCAUUGUCAGAUAACUUGUUCGAUCACCUAAAAAUGAAGUGGUAUAUAGAGGAGGAUCCGAAGAGGCCAAGUGCCACAAAGAUGAUUCUACAUUUGAAUUAUAAGUUCUCAAACCCAUUGUACAACACUGUGAGUGCCUUAUUUGCAGAAAAUAUAACCAAGAUCAUGAUCAAAGCAUUUACCAAAAGAGCUAUUGAAAUCAAAACGGAGCAACAAAAACAAAAACAAUAA
Molecule: messenger RNA, 573 nt
Organism: Saccharomycopsis crataegensis
Lineage: Eukaryota; Fungi; Ascomycota; Saccharomycetes; Ascoideales; Saccharomycopsidaceae
Gene: COQ10
Product: ubiquinone-binding protein COQ10
Exons: 2
Coding region: 1-573 (190 amino acids)
Biological process (GO): ubiquinone biosynthetic process; cellular respiration
Cellular component (GO): mitochondrion
Molecular function (GO): ubiquinone binding
Source: RefSeq, a predicted model, not a curated record